Belonocnema kinseyi is the source of this 8140-nucleotide messenger RNA. RefSeq names its product insulin-like receptor (gene InR-2). Bases 716 to 5770 code for a protein of 1684 amino acids. The record is from RefSeq and is a predicted model, not a curated record. Gene Ontology annotation, cellular component: insulin receptor complex; membrane; axon. The transcript has 13 exons. NCBI's taxonomy places the organism in Eukaryota, Metazoa, Arthropoda, Insecta, Hymenoptera, Cynipidae. Gene Ontology annotation, molecular function: insulin receptor substrate binding; insulin receptor activity; ATP binding. Gene Ontology annotation, biological process: positive regulation of MAPK cascade; glucose homeostasis; cell surface receptor protein tyrosine kinase signaling pathway.
GGAGCCACGGACCGCACGGUAAAUAUGUCCGGACGAUGCGCAAUCGGCCAUCGCGCAUGUUUUGUUUGGCUCGCGAGGGGCAGUCGUGAGUUGUUCUAGUAAACAACUUGGUGCGCACGAGAAUCCUUCUCCAAAAACUCCGAAUUUCAGCAAUUUUUUUGUGAUUUCGCGUUUGUGACCCGAUAACCAGUGUGAUCGUUUUGUGACUACGAGUGCUGUGUUAGUGCGCGACAAUCGACACGACAAUACGUGAUACGAUAUCAUCGUCAUUCGUCAGGCUGGAAUUUUGCGGCGUGCUCGGAUGCGAUGCUGUCAGAACGUCAUUGACAAGGCGAUCAACCUCUGCUAGUUCAGUAAUCCUUGGUACUCGUGAAAUAGCCCUGAAAAAUAUUCACUGUCUACUUCUAAGGUAGGGUCUUCGAACGGAGUCUACUUUUUACGAGAAAGUGUGGCAUGACGUCCAAAAGAAGAAUCUAUUUCCGGUAUCGCCCAGAGUCGUGUGGGAGCUCCAGUCACAAGAAUAUUUAUUAUCGCUAAAGAAUGAAGAAACAAGAUCAUUGACGAAUGGCUAUGAAGCGAUACCGACUUUAGUUUCGGGCCUAAGCGGAGCGGAGCCAUGAUUAUAAUCAAAAACAGGACGAGGUCUUCGCAUCUGGAGUGAGCCUAGAAAGACCGAUCGCGAUCGCGAGUUGACCGAAAAGACGACAUCUCCAGGAUGAAUAAUUCGUGUGAAUCAAGAAUCCCGUCGGAGGGAUCCGUGAGCGACUUCGCCAAGGGACAUUGCUGCUACUGUCCUGGCGCUCUCGGCGCAUCUCCGGUUUCGAGUCCAACGGAAACAGUUUGCAUUGCCUGUCAGCGACUCCAUGGUUCAGCCGUGGAGCCCGAAAAGGACUCUAAGUGUCUGGACCCGAGGUCUAGGCGCAGGAACCUCUGUGGGACGAGGACGGAAAUUCAGGGUGAAAAAGGACAUCGGUGUCGCAGUGGUGUGAACGAGGGUCGUUGUUUAAGGUGUGCUUCGAGUGUCGUGAGAUGGAACAGUGCCAAGAGAACGGUGCAAAGACUCGUUUGGUUGAUUGUUCCACUGCUGCUACUGAACUUUGUGUCGCCGAGUAUCGCCCAGGUUCAGGAAUCUACUAGUAGUAAUUCAACUGACCACGUAGUGUGCCAAAGCAUAGAUAUACGCAAUAAAGUCAGCGAGUUGGACAGGCUCAGAAAUUGUUCUGUGGUCGAGGGAUUCGUUCAAAUUUUAUUAAUUGAUCAUGCAAACGACUCUGCCUAUACGAAUCGUACAUUUCCUAAACUCGUCGAAAUUACAGACUAUCUCGUACUUUAUAGGGUAAACGGUCUUAAAAGCAUUGGUCAUCUUUUUCCAAAUUUGUCAGUGAUUCGUGGAAACUCUUUGUUCAUUAAUUAUGCCUUGGUGGCAUUCGAGAUGAUGCACCUUCAGGAAAUCGGUUUACAUUCUCUUACCGCUAUUUUGAGAGGAUCAGUACGCUUUGAGAAAAAUCCGGCACUUUGUUACGCUGAUACUAUUGACUGGGAUAUCAUUGCUAAGGCUGGGAAAGGAGAACAUGUUAUUUCGGGAAACAAAGCCAAAAACGGUUGUCCGAUUUGCGAAAGAAACUGUCCCAAGAGGGAGAUGAAUCAAUUCGAACAUUUGUGCUGGAACAGAGAACACUGCCAGAAAAUAUGUCCAAAUUGUGGCGACGGAAGUUGCAUGUCAGAUGGCCAGUGCUGCGACCGAGCUUGCCUGGGUGGUUGCACGGGAACCACAGUCAAUGACUGCAUAGCUUGUAAAAACGUCAUGCUAGGAACACUAUGUGUGGAUAGUUGUCCAAACAACACCUUCUCUUUCAUGGAUCGCCGAUGCAUCACCGAAGACGAAUGUAGAACUGAGAAGAGGCCGCGAGAGUCCAACUUGAACAAAGAAUAUCCUUUCAAACCGUUUCAAAACGUCUGCCGAAGUGACUGUCCCGUCGGCUACAUGGACGAUGAAUCCAGCAACUUAACGACUUGUAAAAAGUGUAAUGGACCUUGCCAAAAAGAAUGCGCUGGUGCCAACAUUGACAGCAUAGCUUCUGCUCAAAAGCUCCGUGGAUGCACUCACAUCACUGGAAGCUUGGAAAUCCAAAUCCGAGGGGGCAAGAACAUCGUCAAGGAAAUGGAGGACAGUCUCAGCACAAUAGAAGAAAUCGAUGGCUAUCUAAAAAUCGUUCGCAGCUUCCCCCUGAUUUCGCUCAACUUUCUCAAAAAUCUUAAGAUAAUUCGUGGCAACGAGAAUGAAAACGAAAAAAGCCUCAUCGUGCUCGAUAAUCAGAAUCUCCAAGAACUUUGGGAGUGGAAGACGAAGAAGUCUAUCAAGAUUUUAUACAAAAAUAGUGCACCGGGUAAGGUGUUCUUUCAUUUUAACCCAAAGCUGUGCCUGCAGAAGAUUGAGAAGCUGCGGGAAGUCGCGAAUUUAGAUCCCUUCACUGAUCUUGAAGUGGCACCAAACAGCAAUGGUGAUAAGAAUGCUUGCAACGUGACAGAAUUGCUGGUUAAGAUUGACAAGAAGACGUCGAAUGCAGCGUUGAUAACUUGGGCACCCUUUGAACAUCACGAUACUAGAACUCUUUUGGGAUAUGUGGUCUAUUUUAUAGAAGCUCCUUUUCAAAAUGUGACCAUGUACGAUGGAAGGGAUGCUUGUGGAGGUGAUGGAUGGAAGGUUGAUGACGUUUCGCCCAGUGAAACAUCUGGGGACUUGAAGAGUGACGUGAAACCGCAGCUGACGCAUAUACUCACAAAACUGAAGCCAUAUACUCAGUAUGCGUUUUACAUCAAAACUUACACCAUAGCUACAGAGAGGUCCGGCGCUCAAAGCGAAAUCACGUAUUUCACAACACUUCCUGGUGCUCCAAGUGUUCCUCAAAAACUUUCAACGUACAGUAAUGAUAGCGAUGUCUUGAUUAUCACCUGGCAUCCACCAGUUGAGAAAAAUGGAAAUCUCACUUCUUACCGGAUUUUUGGCCGGUAUGAACCAGACGAUCCGACUUUUUUGGAACAGAGGAAUUACUGCGACGAACCAUUAUCUGCUCCGGAAACAAGACCGGCAAAGGCGGUGUUAAUAGAAGAAGAGAAUAAGAAAGUCGAAGCUGAGAAGAAUCUUAUCAACAAGCCAGAGACUAAUACCUGCGAUUGUCCGAGUCAAGAAGUAGAUUCAGUCACAAGAGAAAAGGAGGCUACCAGUUCUAUUGCCUUCGAAGAUGCUUUGCACAAUCAAGUUUACGUUAAGAGAGCUUCAAACAACCGUAGACGACGAGAGGCUGACGAUAUCUUAAACCACAUAAAUAGACUUACAAAACGAGACGUCCAUACUGAAAUUAUGGAUAAAGAUGCUGUAGAAAAAGGCUUGGUUGGUGGAAUGAAAAAUAAAACCAAUUCUCUGGAAUUAAAAGAUGGUACAUUGCUAGAAGACAAAAUAAUAGAUGGAAAAAUAGUGCAAUUCGAAAGAGAGAUUCCAACUACUAAUUACACUGCCGGUCCUAUUACUUUCGUCAUAGGCACAUUACGACACUUUACAGCAUAUAAUAUAGAAAUUCAGGCUUGUCGAGAAAAACUUCCCAGCGAAAAAUUAGUAAACGAUUUUUGUUCUACGAAAAGUAUGAAGACCUAUCGAACAAUGGCUCUGGAUUGCGCAGACGAUAUUCCAGCAGAUUCUUUCAAAGUCGUAUUAUCUACUAAUAAGGACAAUACUAGUCUUCCGUCUCCUGAAGUUAAACUCGAGUGGGAUGAGCCGGCAAAGCCAAACGGUCUGAUUGUUACAUACCAAAUUGAAUACAAGAACAUAGAAAUUCAAAAUAUAAAACCAACGACAAUAUGCGUAACAAGAAAAGACUUUAUAAAAAAUAAAUCCUACACGCUGAAAGAUCUCCCAGCUGGAAAUUACACAGUUAAAGUUCGAGCGGUGAGUCUUGCAGGGUACGGAAAUUACACACAGGAGAAAAUAGUUUACAUCAACGAGUACAAUACGAUGGGAAAAUUUUGGAUUAUUUUCUUGGUCGUCACGUUAUUCGUUGUGAUGUGUUUAUCUGGGUGCAGUUUCUACGUUUGUAAACGGAAAUUCAUGCGUAACGUUCCUAGUAUGAGACUGAUCGCAACUGUCAAUCCAGAAUAUGUGAGUACGGCCUACAUUCCAGACGAAUGGGAGGUUCCCCGAAAAAAGAUCAAUUUACUCCGAGAACUCGGAAAUGGAUCCUUUGGAAUGGUUUACGAGGGUAUAGCGAAAGACGUCGUUAAAGGAAAACCCGAGGUUCCUUGCGCCGUUAAAACUGUUAACGAGAAUGCAACCGAUCGGGAGCGAAUCGAAUUCCUCAAUGAAGCUUCUGUCAUGAAAGCCUUUAACACUCAUCACGUAGUGAGACUAUUGGGGGUAGUUUCACGUGGACAACCAACUUUAGUUGUUAUGGAACUGAUGACAAAUGGCGAUCUGAAGUCGUAUUUAAGGAGCCAUCGACCAGACGUCGGCGAUAGUUUUUCCCUACAACCACCAACAUUGAAAAGAAUUUUGCAAAUGGCAGUUGAGAUAGCGGAUGGCAUGGCUUAUCUCUCUGCUAAAAAAUUCGUGCACAGAGAUUUGGCUGCUCGAAACUGUAUGGUUGCUGAAAAUUUAACCGUGAAAAUCGGAGACUUUGGAAUGACAAGAGACAUUUAUGAAACCGAUUAUUAUCGAAAAGGAACCAAAGGACUUUUGCCUGUCAGGUGGAUGGCGCCAGAGAGCUUGAAAGAUGGAGUUUUUACAAGCUUUUCGGACGUUUGGAGUUACGGGGUCGUUUUGUGGGAAAUGGUUACGCUCGCUUCGCAGCCCUAUCAAGGAUUAUCGAAUGACCAAACGCUGCGAUAUGUAAUUGAUGGGGGUGUCAUGGAACGACCAGAAAACUGCCCUGAUCCUCUUUACGAUAUGAUGAGGGCGACGUGGAAUCAUAAAGCGACUAAAAGGCCCACUUUCAUUGAUAUUGCAACCAUUCUUUUGCGAGAAGUGGACCUAGAUUCAUUCCAGAGAGUCAGCUUUUAUCACAGCCCUGAAGGCGUCGACGCACGCAAUCAAAAUGCGGCCCAUUCGUCGCAGAACGACAAAGAUCUUGAAAUGGUGACCCUACAAGACUUACGGGAAGAGGAAGCCGAAGGCGAAGAAGAUUCCCCUCUACGUCAAGACUUUGGAGAUUUCGCAGACUUUGAGCCCCUCAGUCUGAAAAAGAAUUCAACUCCUAGAUACGACAUGGAUUCCUUCAGCGAUGGCUCAAAAACCUCAAAUUUCCACGAUAUGAAUUCCUCGAAAAUACCAUUGAAAGCCGGCUUUGAUGACUUUGACGGAAUUUCAGUCGAAUCAUUGGCUUCAAGUAAGGACACACUGAAUCUGCCUUUCGCGGAGGACAGUGUCAGGUCUGUGAAGAACUCGCCUUUCGCACAAAAGAAGUCCUCCUCCAGGGGAAAUGUGAGUCAAACUUCAAUGGCUAAAUCAGUGAGUCCGCAAAACUCGGCCAAGCAGUCAUUUCUUGACAGUCCGAGUCCCUCCAAAACACCUCGAGUCGAUCCUGAUUAUGAAAACAGAAGUCCGGAGAUCCUCUCGCUGAACAAGAAGAUGGAGAAGGAGCCAUUGCGAUUGAACUUCUCAUCCUUGGACCCUAUCGAUAUCGAGUCCAACGAAGACGACAGGGGGAAAAAGCGUCAGUCCGAUUACGUAAACAGAAGUGAAACGCUGAAUAACGGAUACAUCGGUGGCGCGACCACGUAGUUAUAUUUUCUCCAAAGCGUCUUCAAAAAUCGCCCUGGUUACAAGGUCAUUGCUCAUAAACGUGCUUCAAACAAUGAAAGAGUGCAUCGUCGAGCCUAACAGUUUCACGAUAGCGUGAAAGUGGAUUAAAAAAAUAUGUGUGUUGCACUCGGACAAUUUCUUUUUUAUAUGAACGGGGAGGAUUAAAGUUUUAAAGUAACAUAAGAUAGGAACGUAAGUUACAUUUUACACUUUUAGACGUAAUGAAAACCGCGAAUCGAAAGUAAGAUUCCGAUUGACAUAAAAUCGAUAUUCCUUAUCCUUUACGGGUGUAGAAAGCGUCUUAAUUCCGUCUCCCUGAUUAGAAUUAACUUUACUGCGUGUGUACAGAUUUUCAUGAAAAAUUCGCGAUGCAUGUCCACAGAUUGCUGCGAGUCUAUAAUCGCGAACUCGUAUGAAAUGCGUUAUUCUUGAGUCGAGUGUCGGUGGACAGUAUUAAUGUCUCUUGUGUACAUGCCGUGGCAACCACUUUGACCUACGUAGUAUUUAAGUCUAUAUCAAAGAUCGAUCUUGAUUAAUAAUUUUUAGCAUAAAACAUAACUAAACUACAAAACUACAUCUCCGGUUUCCCAGGCGAGAUACUCGUCGCUCGAACUGAUCUAAUGGGGCGACAAAGUAUUAAACAGAGUUCUAAAGAGAGCAAUUUCUGCAAAUAUUGUCAGGAACAUUCGCGAUUAAUUUUUAUUUUGAGAGGUGAGCGGUCGAAAAUUAUGUGCAUUAUUUUGCAGUUAAAUUUAAUUCAUUUGAAUUUGGAUUUAUUCUCCUUGAAUAGACUUUGAAUUAAGUAGAUUUCAGCUCAAUUGAAUUGACUUCGGAUUCAAAGUUCUCGGUGCAAUUUAAAUUCAAUGAGCCACAUUGAUAAUGUAUUUAAAUAGUUAUGUACUUCAUGUUGAAAAUGUAUAGAUCUUUUCCAUUUCGAGAAUAUUCUCCGAUUUUAAAUUCCGGAUAACUUUAGAACUCUAGUGUUAAUUGUCCAAAGUGGUGACAGUUUCGAAGGGCGCCCAUCUUCUGAAAGUAAGAAAUUUCGUCCAAGUCGAACGUCGACGAUGAAGGAAAUGAGAGAAAUGAAGCGAUUACUGGCGACCAUUUUGCGAAAGACAUGAUUGGGAAUCCAAAUUAAUUAAUUAAUUGAUUAAUCUAGAUAGAAUUGCAGCGACCUUCUGGUACCCGGAGGUGGUUCAGAACAUCUCCAAUUAUAGCUAUCGACCCUCGCUCGAAUCACUUGUUUGGACUUUUUCAGAAAAUCGAAAGUUUAUUCUACAGCGUUCUUCCUCAAGGUAUCCUCAUCUUAUUCAUUCAGUAAAAUACAUACGUACAUAAUUUCUAGAAUCUGUGUGACAGAUUCUGAACCAUCUUGCAGACGAUGUUCUCGCAACGAAUGAGUUUGAGAAGUAUGGUGCUUUUUGAAAUUGACGUGUUCAAUUUGUUGUCGCGGGAGUAGAAAUCGUCCGAGAGUUUUAGAUCGGCAAUACAAUAUGAGAUGUUUUACCACCAAAUGUGUUUAAAGAGCACCUUGCUUUAUUUAGCUUGUUCAAUAUACUUAGAGACUAUUUACUAGCCAACUCCUCAACAGUCACUCAGCGAUUACCAUUACCUCCAACUUUUACCAUCUUUAUCACUAACAGUUCCAUAUUUUUUGCAUUCUUGCACAUUGUUUUUGACAUAUAUUCGUAUUUUCUUGACUAUUUUAUCACAAUCAAGUCAGAUACAGAAUUUAAGAACAAAACAUAUUUCAUUACUUUUAUCAGGUAAAGGAAAACUAGAUUUAAUUUUCAUAUGUUAGAUAUUCAAGGUGGCCACAGAAGUAAGUGUAUAUAAAAUGAGCUCUUUUUGGUGCUAAAGUUCCGAUAAAUUGUUUCUCCCCAUUUUAAUUUUGUAAAAGUUAGGUAAUUUUUACUGAGAAAAUAUCCCACAUUUAAGUGGACAAAUUUUUGGCAAUUUUAUGCCUCGCAUUAUCUACCCACGAAAAAAAAUACUGAAAAAAAAUAACCGGUCUUGAUCUGCACUUAUUUUUUUUAUAUCUCAAGAAUGGUUAUUUUGUAUUUUUUAAUAAACAGCUUAAUUAUUUUUAGUUCACAAUUUUAUUUUUAAAUCUUUUGGUGCUUUUUAGUCAAUUCGUGUCUAUAAACAAUUUUUCGUCGAGAAAGAAGCACACAAUGAUGGCAAACAUUCAUAAAGCUUAGGGCCUAUCUAUAAAUUACGUAUCAAUUUUUUUUGUUGACGGGGAAGCCUGCUGUUACCCGAUGGCGAAUAAUUACAGUGUGUAAAAUAUUUUUCUUAAUUCUUGAUAGAGCUACUCUAUUUUUUCGAAAAGAAAUUUUAACUCGAGUA